GAGCUCCACGUGAAAAAUUAUAAAAAAAAACUGUAAUAAAAAUGAAAAAAGUUAAAAAUACUGAAUCGAAAGAAAAUGAUACUUCAUUGGAAAUCGUAAAGGUGGGAAAAGUUAAGAAGAACAAACCAAAAAAGGAAAAGAAACUUAAAGAUGCCGUAGGUAAAAUGGAAGAUAUUAAUUUGGCUCCAAAAAUAGAGAGCAACAACCUAAAGCCCACCAACGAUGGAGCUGAAAAAACCAAAAAGAAGAACAAGAAAAAUAAAAAUAAUCCAGCAGCUAAACCGGAACAAAAUCAAGAAUCCACAGAAGGACCUCAAAAGGUAACAGAUGAAAAACCGAAAAAGCAAAAGAAAUCCAACAACAAGAAAGUUCAACUAGAAAAAUCUGAACCAGAGACUCCAGCCAAGGAUGUAACAGAACCUGAACUUAAGAAAAUGGAAAAGAAAAAAGCCAAGAAAUUGGCUCAAAAAUUGAAAAAACAACAGAAAAAAUCGGAAAACAAAGAGGAGAAAGUAACGGCCGUAGCCGCCUCCACAAAUGGUGUAAAGAAAGUAAAACAAUUAAAAAAACCUGCUACUAAAAAUGUUGAUUCCAAAAUUAAUAAGGUUGUGCCAACAAAGAAAUUGGAAAAACCCGUUAGUAAAACUGUUGAUGCCACAAGUAGUAAGGUAUUGUCGAAAAAGGAAAAAAAGACCCAAAAGAGACAGUUGAUAAAAGAACAAAAACUAGCCGAAAAACAAACUAGAGACCCUGCUGUGGAAGCUGCUACAGUAUUUGUAGGAAAUUUGCCUAUUAACACGAAACGUGUACAACUGAUUCGUUUAUUUAAGGACUUUGGGCCCGUCAACUCUAUACGUCUACGUUCCGCAGGUGGACAAGUGUUGCAUAAACAUAAACAGCGCAGAACAGCAGGUGCUUUGAAUGCCUAUGUAGUAUUGAAAAACAAAGAAACAGCUGAAAAAGCUUUAUCGCUAAAUGGCGUCGAAUUCAAGGAUAAUCAUUUAAGGGUUACAUUAGCGGUAAAAAAUCCACAAUUUCACGAAAAGGAAGAAGCUAAAAAAACCGUAUUUGUGGGCAGUCUAAAAUAUACUGCUACUGAAGAAUCUUUACGUGAAAUUUUCAGUAGUUGUGGCGAAAUUGAUUAUGUACGCUGUAUUCGGGAUGGCGACAAAGGUUGUAAAGGUGUAGCCUAUGUCUGCUUUAAGUCUCCUGAUGGUGUUGGUUUAGCUCUAGAACUUAAUGGCACCAUUGUAGAUGAUCGUCCCAUAAAUGUGGAACGUUUUAGUGUGCGAAAAUUGGGUGCCAAAGAAGCGCGCGAAGCCCAAGCCGAAAAAGAAUUAACAUCUAAGAAGGGUGCCAAACAAAGACUAGAUGGCAAGAAAGGUAAAAAGGAUAAAUCAGGCAAAGAUAACAAGUCCGACGAUGCAGAUGAUGCCAAAAAGCCAAAGAAGAGUGAAUUUAGAGGUGUCAAAGUAGAGGGCCUAAAAAAAAAACCAAAAUCAAAGAAGAAAAAGUCCAAUGACCAAAUGGCUCAAUUAGCUAAGAAAAUUGCUCCUAAAGCCAAAACCGAAUAAAACAAAUUUAUUCAAAAACCUUGUUAUUUUUACAAAAAAUAGACUUUGUAAAAUAGCGCUUUUAACAAUCAAUAAUGUUUUAGUUGACCAUGUUAUUUGAAAAUGGUAAGUAUGUAUCAUACUAUAUUUAGACAAAUUAAAUUGUUUUUUUAUAAUAAAGAUAAACUUAAGUUUUAAGAAAAAAAUCUUGAAUAAAAACUAUUUUUUACAAAGCA
This is a messenger RNA of Calliphora vicina (urban bluebottle blowfly), 1789 nucleotides long. RefSeq lists its product as uncharacterized. NCBI's taxonomy places the organism in Eukaryota, Metazoa, Arthropoda, Insecta, Diptera, Calliphoridae. Gene Ontology annotation, biological process: mRNA processing. Gene Ontology annotation, cellular component: nucleus. Gene Ontology annotation, molecular function: U1 snRNP binding; RNA binding. The transcript has 3 exons. Bases 42 to 1574 code for a protein of 510 amino acids. The record is from RefSeq and is a predicted model, not a curated record.